This is a messenger RNA of Zingiber officinale, 6497 nucleotides long. RefSeq lists its product as uncharacterized. The record is from RefSeq and is a predicted model, not a curated record. The transcript is spliced from 2 exons. NCBI's taxonomy places the organism in Eukaryota, Viridiplantae, Streptophyta, Magnoliopsida, Zingiberales, Zingiberaceae. The coding region runs from base 2984 to 5263 and encodes 759 amino acids. Gene Ontology annotation, molecular function: dUTP diphosphatase activity; magnesium ion binding. Gene Ontology annotation, biological process: dUTP catabolic process; dUMP biosynthetic process.
AAACAAACCGGUCCAGCGUCGGCAAUGUCUUGUCUAUCGAGAUCGGUGUUGAACUCGCUCGUAACCGACCACCGCGGCAACGGCGGCAGUGGCACCGCCGAGCCCGAAACAAGGUACGAUCCUAGAUCCAUCCAAUCGGCGGAGGGAACGAGAAGGACGAGGACGAUCCCAGCCGGGGCGUCAAGGAGGACCUCUCUGAGCUAUCUCAAACCCUAGCCCGUCAACUAUGGGGCGUCGCCUCCUUUCUCACGUGAGGUCCCCCCUAAUCCAGCCGCUCGCAGUGAGGUGGGACAACGGGCGGAGGAACUUGAUUCCGAGUCGAUAGUGGGAAUCCGAAACAAUUUUGCUGAGAUUGGAGGGAAACUCAGGUCCGGUAUCUCCAGGCUUUCCGGCAAUAUGGGCGUUUCAGAGAUAUCCAAAAUCACCUCCAACUUCCUUCCGUUUCGGGACGAGGAAGUGGAGGAGGAGGACGACGAUGAUAGGCACUUUGGCGCUGGAGUUAUUGGUAUUACGGAUGAAGUGAUGUCCUUCGUCCAUAAUAUCUCGAUGCAUGCGGAGACAUGGUGGGAUUUCACCCUCUUGUAAGAUGACGAAGAUUCUGAUGGUAUAUGGCAUCCUCAAGACAAAGACUUGACUAUUCUAGCCCAAGUGGAGGAAAUCUUGAAGCAACUAACACAGAAACCCAGUAUUAAAGCAUCCCAACAGUUAAGGGACCUUAUCGGCUGUUGGAUCAGUAUGAAUCACUUACCCAGGGAAGAAGCCCAAAUCCUGAAUUCCUUGGACCUGGAGAAAAGGAGCUCAGAAUUCACCUUGAAGAUAUUGAAUGGACCGCAGCAUCCCACGUCCUCAACCACAUAUGGGAACUCAAGCUUAUCCUCAAUGCCAAAGAAAAAGACUUUUACUACAGAGGGCAGUACAACAAGGGCCUUUACUUUAAAGAUGCCCUUCCAGAAGUAACAAAGACAAAAGAAGCAUUAUUGGACCUCUUUAUUCGGGCACAAAGCAUCGUGCAACGAGUAGAGGACACACCGCCUUAAGGAAAGGAGCGUGAUGGACCCAGAAAAUCCAAAGAAGAUCUAUCUUUAUCAGAAAACGUGGAUUGAGCCUCGGGGAGCCGUCCACCUGUCUAUAAAGAUAAGAUGCUUCCUCAUUAAGUAUUCUAGACUUAGCUGUAAAGGUCUAGGCUUAGCUGUAAAAAGCAACUAGUGUGUGAAAUAAUUGGAGAAAAACAAAAGAGAUAAGAACCCGUGAAUGAUGAUGGGGCCCAAUGAGCACCCAGUUCACGCUUCAGACUCUCUUAAAGUUUUUCUAUAUAAACGUAACUCAAGCUCAUUGCUGGACACACAUCGCACUUCGAUACAAGUCCAACUCUGAGAUCUAAGUUUGUAAGUCUUUGUAACCUUAGUCUUGUAAUUUUCUCAAGUUCUCUUUAUUACACUAUCUAAGUUUGCAAAACUUAAACUUUUUGUACUUUACUGAACGCUUCGCUUCGAUUGAUGGUAUCAGAGCUAGUUUUUCAUGGCUGAGUAGUCCUUAAAAGGUUUUGGUGUUCAAGUAGAAGAGAUAGGGUGUAACAAAUAAGUCUAAUUCCUAGCUUGACAUUAAUAGAUAUCUUUCUUUAAAAUCUGUGCUUAACGAAUUACAACUGUUGAUCAGUUAUAGUUAAGUAUGGAGGCAUGUCUAGCGAAUUGUAACUGUUGAUAAGUUAUAGCAAAAACAUGAACUGAUAUAGUAUCUUAUCUACUUGUUUCUGGUAAAAAUUUCUAUAGUAAUAAGGCGACCGAGGAACGACGAGUGGAUUGCAAAAUAACAGGUCCUAACUUGGCUAUAAAGGCAGGAGGCCUAGAGUAAGUCCAAGGGCACACCUGUGUGAGCAAGAAAACUUUUAGAACCUUCUAAGCUGUAAGCUAUAGAAAUAUUUAAUCAGAAAUCCGUAGUAAAUGUCAAAACAUUGGGAAGAACAAAUACAAAAAUGGUACACCAAAUCUCACACUUCGAACCUUGAAUACCUUGACCUUGCCUCAAAACAAGAACAGCCAACCAAAAGAGAAUUAGCUCACAAUCUGUCCGUAAUUUACGAUAGAAUUUGUUUAUCCUGCCGAGUACAUCUACAAAAUUUUAAACAACUCCAGGAACAAAUAGAAUCGUUGAAACUUGAAAAUCAAAGGCUAAGAAAAGCAGUAGAAAGCUUGACACAAGAAGUAGUUCAAAGUAAACCUUUCACUGAAAAACAAUUAAAAGAAAUAGUCUUGAAAACGAUAGAAAGACCCAAACAGACUGAAGAACAAGCCUUAAAAUUAUCCGAGGAAUUAAGUAAAAAGAUAAGCAGGGUUGAAAGACUACUGCAGAAAGUAGAAACUUGGGUUUCUACAUGAGCUUUAUAAACACUCAAGCAACAACCUCUUAUAAAGAAGCUUUGCAAGCAACAGAAGGAAUAGAAUCACCUGCUUUGGGAUUUUGCAAACCAUCUAAUUAUAAGGGAGGCAUAAGCAAUAAUAUUGCUCUUAUUAAACAAGCAAAUACCCAAAUUCAGUUACUUGUAACAAUUUUGGAAAAACUUGAAGGUCUGGAAGAACGUGUUAAAAGACUUGAGACAAAAAUAGUCCCUCAACAACCACAACCCUUACCAGAAAAUAUAAUUCAGAGCCUUACGGAAAGAAUUAAAACCCUUUCCAUCCAAGAAAAAACAAAAGAAGAAAAAGGCAAAUUAAGGGUUUUUACUGAUCCAUUUGUGAUAUUAAAGGAAGAAAGGGCUAAACUCAAGAAAUGACUACCCGGGCUCCAAAUCCUCCUGUUACAACUCCACAAGAGUAGCUGAGGAAGCACCCUUAUUUGAGGACCAGGUCAGAGAAUAUCGUCAAAAUCAGAGGAGACGAUAUAAUGUUCAAAGAAGGAUUCAAAGAAUAUCCAGAAGGCUCACUGGAGGAACCCUUCAUAAUUCUCUGGAACAGCAGCUUGACCCCAGGCACAGUUAAGGUUAUCUAUGCAGGAAAGAGCAGCAAUAGUCCCUGCUGAAGUUCUUUAUCACUCCAGAAGAGAUGAUACACACCACCGAGUUUAUAUGCACAGAUCUGAAGAAGCUAUGCUGGUUACUAGCAAUCAAGUUGAUAGAGCCUUUAUUCAACCGGAAAGCUUUAUUCAACUACAAAGGAGCGGUAUGCGAUUUCUACAUAUGGGAGUAAUCCAAGUCCGAAUACAAAUUCUCCAUCGACAAGAAGAAGGGACUCUCGCACUAAUUAUCUUCCGAGAUAAUAGGUGGCAGGGAGAUCAAUCCAUAUUUGCAACUAUGGAAGUUGAUUUAACCCAUGGAAGCCAGAUGGUAUAUGUGAUUCCUGACACUAUGCUGACUAUUUCUGACUUUUAUCAGAAUAUUCAAGUAUCCAUCCUUACAAGGGGCUAUGAAAACUGGCAAAAUGGUGAAGCGAACCUACUAAUCACCAGAGGAUUAGUAGGAAGAUUAUCAAAUACCCCAAAUGUCGGCUUCGCCUACAAUAUACAAAAUGUUGUAGAUUAUUUAACAAGUCAUGGUGUUCGAGCCCUUCCUGGACGAAGAUACAAUACCAGAGAUAUACAAGGACACAAUUGGGUAAUACGACAAUCAACCAUAAGAGUACCAAUGCAGCCCACGGAGGUAAACACAAGAAACCUUCUAGAUGGAAGUAUUUCUUUACAAUUUGAUGCAUACCAACCUGCUACAACAUCUUCACCAGUCCGAUAUAAUUCUAAAGAUGAAGAAAUUCUAUCUGAUGAAGAAGAGAUUACUAAUCAUACUAUUGCAGUAUUGACAGAAGAAACAAUAAAAACAGAUGAACUAUUAGUUCAAAGAAUCACCCCUACAGCAUUAUUACCACAACGAAAGAGUUCGGGAGCUGCGGGCUAUGAUAUUGCUGUCGACCAAGAAUACAAUCUUAAAGCACAAAAACAAAUGAGUCUUACAACUGGGAUAUGUAUCCAAGUUCCCAAAGGAACUUAUGCACGAAUUGCCUCAAGAUCUUCAUAUGCACUUCAAGGUGUCAUAAUUAUGGGAGGAGUUAUUGAUACUGAUUAUCGAGGUGGAGUCAAAAUCCUAGCUUACAACUCCUCUAAUGAUGAUAUUUAUCUUAAAAAGCAAACAUACAUUGCACAAUUAAUUCUGGAAAGAAUUUCAAAUCCACUAGUAAGAGAGGUGACUUUAUUACAAAACACACAAAGAGGAGAUCAGGGCUUUGGAUCUACCACCAUACAGGUAUGUUCCAAAAAUAGAGCCAACCCUUUAUGCUCUGGAUGUUAUUACUGUUGCAGUGAUGAAGAUUGUGCUCAAGAAUAUGAUUUCUAUAUACAACCAGACAAAGGUAAAACCCUUGUAUCACAAGAAGAGCAAAUAGAAAGACAGGCACAAAGACGACAUGCCAUGCAAUACAAAUCAUUUGAAGAAGAAGCUUAUCAAAAUCUUAUUUGUGGCCCAAAGUCAUUACCAUUAACACAAGCUGCAAGGCAAUUACGAAACUCCCGGGAGUACCGACAACAACUACAAAUAUUACACUCCCCUCCUCUUAAUACUGAAUCUUCACAGUCAUCUAGUUCUACAAAAUUUUUAGCUGUUUUCAAUACUUCUGACACUGAUGACAAUGACUACCUUGAAUAUCUUCAAUACCUAGCUUUACAGGAUGCACCAUCCCCCGCUGAAAAUAAAUUUACCAACCCGUUCGCGAAAGGUGAUGGGGAUGAUAUCAAUACUGCUUCAGAUGAUGAUAUUAUCAUUGCUGCUGCUUCAACUUCACAUACAAAGGAUGAUUGGAUUUCAGACUAUCCUCAAUUACAGCAGCUCCAAGAAACCAUUUAUUCUCAAGAAGCAGCCUCAAAUUAUCAGCCUCCUGCUGAUACCACUAUGAACCCAGUAGGGUAUCCUCCCAACAGGCAGAUGAAGGAAGAACCAGUAAGCCUUGCGCCCCCAAGAGAGCCACGAGGAACAUUCAAGAGAAAAGAAACCUCUGAAUGGUGGAACUUACCCACUGCACAUCAACAAACAGGGGCGAUACUCACGUUACCAACACAACUCAACAGAAUUGAAGAUGUAUUUCUGAGAUGGGAAGCUAUCACAAAAAAUGUUGUGGCCUUACAAAAUUUCGCCGAUACUCAAGACAAGGCAGAUUUCAUUGAAAAUUUACUUGGAGAAGCAGAAAGGUUAACUUGGAUACAGUGGAGGAUGACUUAUCCAAAUGAGUAUCAAGAGCUGAUAAAUGCAAGUGAAGGCAGGAAUGGAACUUAUUCCUUUCAUGAAUGAAUAUAUGAAUCUUGCUGCCAAAACAGGAAGGCUAUUCACAGGGCCAGAAUUGUCAGAAAAUUUUUGGCUUAAGUUACCUGGAGACCUCGGACGAAGAAUAAAAGCGGCAUUUGAUGAAAAAUAUCAAGGCAAUACCAUGGGGGUACACCGAAGGGUAAUAUUUACAUACAAAUACUUAGAAGAAGAAUGCAAAAAGGCGGCAUUCAGCAGAUCUCUCAAAGAUCUAACUUUCUGCAAUCAAAUUCCAAUUCCUGGCUAUUACCAAAGUCCAAAGAAAAAGUAUGGGGUAAGGAACUCUACAACCUAUAAGGGUAAACCUCAUCAAUCUGAUGCUCGUAUUGAGAAAAAGAAGCAUCUUAUAAGAAAUAAAAAAUGUAAGUGCUUUUUAUGUGGAGAGGAAGGACAUUUUGCUAGGGAUUGCCCAAAGGAGUACAAAAACAUCAAGAGGGUAGCCAUAUUUGAAGGAUUAGAGCUCCCUGAUGAUUAUGAAAUUCUCUCAGUCAAAGAAGGAGAAGAACAAUCUGAUGCUAUUUACAGUGUUUCUGAAAAUGAAGACCACUAGGUUAAUUCUAUCCUCAGUUCAGAAUUUCUAUGUGUAUUUAUCGAACAUACCAAUACUUAUAUGAUAGGAAAAUCUGGAGGAUGGCAACCUAUGGUUAGGAUUCCCAAAGUACAACAUGAUUGCAACCAUAUAUGGGAAAUUAACGGUGAAAUAGACCCUCACUAUCAAAAAUGUACAUGCUGCAAAAGGGAGACCAUGAAGAAACAUCGGAUGCAUUGUAGCUCUUGCCAUAUCACUUCCUGUGGAAUGUGUACUCGAAAUUACUUCGACAUGGUAAUACCAAUAGAAAGGUCAGUCCCUAUACCAUUUGUUCCGCAAAACCUGAUACAGGAACAACAAAAUUAUAUUUCAUGGGCAAAGACGGAAAUAGAAAGAUUACAACAAGAAGUGGCAAGAAUUCAAUCCCUUGCAGAACACCAGCAGAAUAUUCUUCGGCAGGAAUUUAAUGAAGAGAAAGAGGAAAUUCUUAGAAGAGCAAGUGCAGAUAAGCUUGAAGUGGAUACUGAAAAUGAAGAACUGAAGCUUAGAAAUGAUGCUCUUGAACUUGAGAAUGCUGAUCUUAAGAAGAUACUUCAAGAAAACAGGAUGAUAGAGAAUUAUGAAGCCGAGGAAGAAGUUAACGUUCUUAUUGAUUCCGGAAGAGAAAAAGUAUUUUCAGUAGAAGAAGCCCAG